This is a messenger RNA of Alternaria alternata, 1425 nucleotides long. RefSeq lists its product as hypothetical. The transcript is spliced from 6 exons. Lineage: Eukaryota; Fungi; Ascomycota; Dothideomycetes; Pleosporales; Pleosporaceae. Bases 425 to 1321 code for a protein of 298 amino acids. The record is from RefSeq and is a predicted model, not a curated record.
AUCAACGACUUGGCAUUACCAGCCGGCAGUCAUUUUUGGAUCCUCUUCAUAUGCGCGUCGGAUACAUUGAAGCGAAGAGUCCUCAGCUGUUCUCCCGGAACGCGAUGUGUACCUCAUGAUAGUUUGUGUUCCUUCAAGGUCUCUUACCACUCACAAUCUCAACAUUGAGAAUUCUGUAUCAUCAAAGAGGACACAAGUCUUCGCGAAACUAUGAAAUCACAUCUCUUCCUUCUCCAAGCUGUCUUUGUAGAAGCAGCGAUUCGCUUUGGAUGUAGCAGCGUUUCCAUCCAGCGCCUCGAUCCACUUGUGGAGCCUGGUCGCGUACCUUCCUCUCAUGUUAGUACCACUAAAAUACAAUUGACGACAAGCUUACAGAAUCUCGAAGGUACAUCAGAUCGUUGGUGGCAAUGCUUUCAAUGCUACGAUGACUGGUGACAUCGGCGAACAGGGAAGCUGUACGACAUGCGCGUACACCGAAGAUUUUUCCAAUUACUGGACAGCUGCGAUGUACUUCAAACAUCAAAACGGGUCGUAUAAGCGCGUGCCCAUCUACCCGAACGCUCAACUAGGAUAUGAAGGUCAAGAUGCAGACCACAUCAAGGGAGGUAUGACGAUAUACUAUACUCAAAAAGACUUCAACAGUUCCGACCUCGGGAACCCAGUGAGGGCUUUUCCUCCGGGCUUUCGCAUGACUGUUGGCAAUCCGUCGACGACCACAAUCAACGGCACCAAGAAAGGCCUGGCAUACACGUGCCUGCAAACCAUCCUCACUAGAGGCUACGAGACUCCUGACUUCCCGAAAGAGCCAUGUCCUGCCGGUAUAAUGGCUAUUCAGGUAAGAGACGAUCUUAGCAGAUGUUGUAAUCACCACUUUCCCUCUUGCUGGAAUGGAGUUGACCUUGACGCCCCCGACCACCAGUCCCAUAUGUUCUCUACCACACGGGGUGGUUUCCGCCCAGCUGAUCCCUGCCCCGCUUCGCACCCCAUCAAGAUGCCGCAGCUAGCAUACGAAACGAUGUGGAACACGACUGCUUUCGCUGAUAUGUGGCCAACCGAUGGUUCGCAGCCAUUCGUAUGGAGCUACUCCGAUAGUAGAGGCUACGGCACUCAUGCUGACUACGUGUUUGGAUGGAAAGGAGACAGCUUGCAGCGGGUGAUGAACGACAGCUGCAUGUUCCAUUACUGUGGAAGUCCAGGCAUGCAAGGUGUGCUUAAAACGCAGACUGUUGAAGAGAUGAAUGCUUGUGCGGUUGAAAGCUCCGUUGAUGAAGAUGUGGAGGGAUGGCUGGAUCAUCUCCCCGGAUACGAGAUGGAGGCUUGAGUCGGAGCUUGUUCGUAGCGCUUUGCCAUUACCUACAUUUGCUGGCUAGUGUUGAAAGAUGAUGUUUGAGCACUUCUGGGCGUUUGUACAUGCGAGGAUACGUU